UGAAAAUGGAAAAAGCAAAAAUACUUCAAAAAUCUCUCAACGGCUUCAAGACACUUUUCAGAUAUACAGUUGACUCACACCAAGGCGUCAGAGUCAGCCAAGACUCUCUUCCUAAAGACAAAGACAGAUUUGGAUCACAAAUGGCUUCCUUUAUAGCUGAGUUAAAGAGAAAACAAGCCAGGUCAAUUUGGAUCAGCAUCCCAAUCGAGAAGUCUGGGUUCAUAGAAACAGCAGCUAGUCUUGGGUUUGAGUUCCACCACACCAAAGGUAGUGUGCUUACGAUGAGCCAAUGGCUAGAAGAAGACUCUCCCAACAGACUUCCUGGCUACGCUACACACUAUGCUGGAGUAGGAGGCCUCGUAGUCAACGACCAGGAAGAAGCCCUGCUGGUUCAAGAAACCCAUCCUUACAAAGGAGAAGUGUUCUGGAAACUUCCUGGAGGCCAGGUUGAUGCAAACGAAACACUCAAGGAAGCUGUUGUUCGAGAAGUCAAGGAAGAAACUGGAAUCAAAGCAAAGGUUGAAGGAGUCAUUACAUUCCGUGAGAACCCUUGUUAUCUCUUUCAAACACACGACCUGUACUUUGUAUUCCUGAUGUCUUGUAUAAAGGCUGACAAUACCAUUCAGAAGCAAACAGCAGAAAUAGCCAAGUGUGAGUGGGUUCCCUUCAAGCAUCUGCCAGAGAAAAUGUGAGUAUUAUCUCCAAUGGCGCAGAGGAUUGCACUGAUGAUCAAUGGUGACUUGCAAGUCGCAAAUGACCUCCUCAGAGAAUACAAGGAUGAGGGUUCGUCUUCUCUAUUGGAGCUUGGCAUUAUGAGUAAUCAGCCUUAUGAGUUUAAAGAGAUUACUCAUGAUCUUUACAUGGGCAAAAUGAUUAGAGAGUGCAUAGAGAAGGCGAAGAGAUAAAUUACAUUCAAUUCAAUUUUGU
Messenger RNA from Moneuplotes crassus, 927 nucleotides. The record is from the annotation of a GenBank genome assembly. Lineage: Eukaryota; Ciliophora; Spirotrichea; Euplotida; Euplotidae.